GCGAUUACAUAUCUUUUGUUUAAGCAAACAAAAAUGCUUAAUAGACAUCACUUGCUAGGUAGAAUGUAUCGCUUUUAAUAUAUUAAAGCCAAGCCAUAUAUACUUUGAUUAAACAAAAUACACUUAUAAUACCACCAGCAAUGGAGAGUGAGUGCGCUGUGCUGAGACUGCCGGUCAACUGUGAGAUGAUACGAUUUAACGACUGGGAGAUUACCUUUGAGAAGUCUCACAUUUUGAAGAGUAUGUGUACUAAGGGCGGCACCAAUGGCUGCGAGAAAAAUUCUCCCGAUUGCUGUGACUUAUGUACCUAUCAGCACGCGCUGGAUCUGCCACAUUUGCCGGACAUGGUGUUUCACAAGAACAAGUUGGUGCUGCAGCAUAAGGAUGGUGCUAAAAUGGAGUUUAAGCCAAUGGAUGCGCUAGUAUUGGUUGCCAAUGGCAAAGAGGGAGCCUUGGAAGUAGCCUGCGCCCAGGAAUGGCGGGAGACGCGCUCUGAACAGAAUAUGGAGGCGAAAUACAAGCCUUUCGAUUGGACAUUCACAUCGCACUAUCAAGGAACACUAAACGACAAGUUUCGCACUGAGUCGACGGAGAUAUCUUUAAAUAAGAUGAAGCUGAUGCAGCGCGAGAAUAUAAUCUUUUAUCAUGAUCUUACACUCUAUGAGGAUGAGCUGCAUGAUCAUGGCAUCUCAGUAAUGAGCGUUAAGAUUCGCGUUAUGCCUUCAGGAUUUUUCGUACUUCUGCGCCAUUUCUUGCGCAUUGAUGAUGUUCUCAUACGCUUGCAUGACACACGCUACCAUUGGGAAAUUGAGAAUGAUUAUAUCCUUAAAGAGUAUGUGCAUCGCGAGGCGCCCUGCUCGGUACUGCAGAACGUCAUAGGCCUUUGGACGAAUGCGGAUGAGAUGCAAAAUUACCUUCCAGUCAAAGCUAAGGAGCAGCACAAACUAUACUUUAAGUAACUGCCAGUUGGGUGGCUUCACUAUAUUGAAACUGUAAUAGCCCAGACAUUAAUAACAAUUUAAGUUCAAAUUUGAUGUAUACCGUUCAUGUAUCUAGUAUAUUUAUUUUUGCUGCAAGUUGUGCGAAUGUGCAACCUCUAGA
Messenger RNA from Drosophila busckii, 1101 nucleotides. Its product is annotated as TIP41-like protein. NCBI's taxonomy places the organism in Eukaryota, Metazoa, Arthropoda, Insecta, Diptera, Drosophilidae. The transcript has a single exon. Gene Ontology annotation, biological process: TOR signaling. The coding region runs from base 141 to 959 and encodes 272 amino acids. Gene Ontology annotation, cellular component: cytosol. The record is from RefSeq and is a predicted model, not a curated record.